Molecule: messenger RNA, 1764 nt
Organism: Ogataea haglerorum
Lineage: Eukaryota; Fungi; Ascomycota; Pichiomycetes; Pichiales; Pichiaceae
Exons: 1
Coding region: 1-1764 (587 amino acids)
Biological process (GO): interstrand cross-link repair
Cellular component (GO): mitochondrion; nucleus
Molecular function (GO): single-stranded DNA 5'-3' DNA exonuclease activity
Source: RefSeq, a predicted model, not a curated record
AUGUGUUUUUUCGCCGGGAACGCCAAGCGCAAAAGUGCGUUCCGCUGGAUAGCCAGGUGCCAGUCAACAGCCGCGAGGGCGGCCAAUACGCGGACGCUCGUGCUGCGGAUUCCUGAGCCCGAGCCCGGGAAGGAGCCCUUGCCAGGCACGCCAGACGAGCUGGCCGCCGGUGGCGCGGACAGCGGCCCGCACCAGGAGACGUGGGACGCCGUGGACUGGUUUCUGGGCGACGCGCAUGCUGUCGAGCCGGCGCCGGUCCUCUACGACUCCAAGGUGGUGCUGCCGAGCAGCAAGCAGGACCAGCUCAUGGCGAAACUGGCCGGCAAGUACGACGCGCAGUACCUGCCGCGCGACCAUUUUGCGCCAGGCACGCCGCUGCAGCAGCUGGAGUCGCUCAGCGCGGGCAAACCGGGUCAGAUCCGGCUGUCGGUGACAAAAAUACUUACCGGAGCGUACUGCGAGCUACAGAGAAUGUACCAGCUGUACAUGGGGGUGACGGAGGUGCCGCAGACGCGGGAGAUGCUGCGUGGGUCGCAGGAGCACGAGCAGAUUGAAUUAAAGACGCACCCGGUGGUGGAAGUGCGAGUCAACAACGAGAAGGUCAGGGUCGACCGGACGGUGCGGCUGAAGCCGUCUGUCGAGGCGGACGUCCCCGUGACGACGCCGUUGCCGGACGAGCUGGCGCAAAUAUAUGGGCUCUUUGUGGACGAGGGCUUUGAGAAGUCGAUCGCGCACCAGUGGUCGCGCAACGUGUUGCGGCUUGCGCAGCUGGUGGCAUUUGGCUCUGCGCGCGAGAUCCUCGUCCACGCGUACUACGACCAGCGGCAGCAGCAGCUUUACGUGGGGGGUGACCCGAGACUCGGAGAACAGGACAGUGUCCGGCCGGACCUGGUGCUCAUCAGCGGAGUCAUCGACCUGCUCUCUCUAGCAGGCGACGAAAAGGCAUUUUCGCUGUACCAGCGCGAGCUCGAGACGCAGCUAGACAACCCGCUCGAUCUCGCGCAGCUCGUGGCCGCGGUAGACUCCACGGCGGCCUCGUGGACCGACGUUCUCGAGCUGCACGUUGCCGACCUGAAAACCAGGUCCUACAGAAAACUGCCCCCGCCCGCCACACAGCAGCUCAAUUUCGUCCAGGUGGCCAUGUACGCGCGGUUCCUCGAGCUGCUGGCGCAGGACCCGGUCGAGACGUACCAGAUGCUGCUGCUAAAUUUACGCAAACGGAACAUCGACCCAGCCACGGUGCUGGACCCGUCGCUGGUGGUAUAUUUGCUGCUGAACAACAACUAUUUAAUUGCAGAUCUGCUUCGGCUGCAGCAGGGCCAGGACAUCGGGUUUGCACCGUUCGACGCUGCGGCAGCCACCAGACCGGCGCAAAGCUACACCUUGUCCUGUUUAGAGCCAGUAUUCCAUAGCAGCACGGCCGAUCCACGCCUGGAAACGCUGCAGCAAAAUGUGCCUUCGCAGCUGGCACUCGAACAGUGGGCGCGCGUGCCCACGUUCGAGCUGAUGGCCGCGCGGACGGCGCAGCUUCUCGGGACGCUGCGGCAGUUCAAAAUCGCUCAAACGGCCGUUGACUACUCGCACCAGGGCGCGGUAUUUUCCAGCACCGCCCGACCGUACAACAGGGAGUUUGCCGACCACUCGAUCGCGACGGGCAUGGACCUCUGGCUCGCGAAAAGACCGCCGCUCGGGCCCGCGUACAAGGGUCUGUGCCAGACCUGCGAGUUUGCCCCGCGGUGCGGCUAUCUCCACGCGCUAUCGUGA